Molecule: messenger RNA, 657 nt
Organism: Hibiscus syriacus
Lineage: Eukaryota; Viridiplantae; Streptophyta; Magnoliopsida; Malvales; Malvaceae
Product: proteasome activator subunit 4-like
Exons: 5
Coding region: 14-394 (126 amino acids)
Biological process (GO): proteasomal ubiquitin-independent protein catabolic process
Cellular component (GO): nucleus; cytosol
Molecular function (GO): peptidase activator activity; proteasome binding
Source: RefSeq, a predicted model, not a curated record
GAUUAGAGAGUGUAUGGAACUCUGGGACUCCAUCCCAAAUUGUCAAUUCUGGAACAGUCAAUGGACUGCUGUUGUGGCUCGUGUGGUGAAGAAUUGCAAAUUUAUUAACUGGGAGUGUUUCUUACCGAUACUAUUUACUAGAUUCUUGAACAUGUUUGAGGUUCCCGUGGCAAGUGGAAGUGGAUCUUAUCCUUUUUCUGUGGAUGUACCCAGAAAUACAAGGUUCUUGUUCUCCAAUAAGACAGUCACUCCUGCAAGGACCAUUGCAAAAUCAGUUGUGUAUCUGUUAAAGCCUAGUAGUGUGGCACAAGAGCACUUUGAGAAAUUGGUCAACCUCUUGGAACAGUAUUAUCAUCCCUCUAAUGGUGGUAGUUGGACAUAUUCAUUGGAGUGAUUUUUGCUCUAUUUGGUGAUUACAUUCCAAAAACGCUUACAGCAUGAGCAGCAGAACACGGAUAGUAAUAUUCAGGUUGAGCUUUACUUAGGAAAAUCAGAAAGGACUGCAUUUGUCAAUGUACUGCUGGGCUAAUUGAUCGUGGACAGUGUAGCAAAAAUGAACAUCUUUCUGAAACUGUUGCUACGGCAACAUCUAUCUUAUCCUAUGUGGAGCCCUCUAUGGUUCUUCCAUUUUUGGCUUCUCGAUUCCAUAUGGCCUUG